CAACCGUAACCAACAUUUGGAAAUUUGGCCAAGUAUUAAGAAGCAUUUUUUCAUAAUUAUUACAUAUUCUCUUCAUCUUCUUCUUCUUCUUCUCAUAUAAUAAUUGCUUUCUCCUUGACAUUUACUCUCCAACCAGUAGAGAAAUAUGGGAAAGUCAGGCACAAGGUUACCAAGCUUUUGCCUCAAUAGAAUUAAGCCUCAUGUUAAAAUUGUUCGUUCACCGCCCAUACAAUCCAAGCCUAAUAUUAACAGUCUUAAUUCAUCUUCUACAAGUACUAAAAAUGAUCAGAAGAUUGAGAAUCCAGAAGAAGAGAAAUCUAGUGGAGGAGUGAUCAAACCGUUGAAUGUUAUUGGAAGGAAGAUCAUGAUUGUGGUUGAUUCAAGUUUUGAAGCUAAAGGAGCUUUGCUUUGGGCACUUUCUCAUACUGUUCAAAGUCAUGAUCUUCUCGAUAAAAGAAAUUUUCUUGAAACAGCCAAAAUUGCAAUUGAAUAGUCUAGCAAGGAGCAGAGAGCUCCUCCAAGGGCUUAUGAACUUGUAAAUUCCUUGAAGAACAUGUUCCAAUUAAGGAGACCUGAGAUACAAAUAGAGAUUGCAGUUGUAGAAGGAAAGGAGAAAGGGCCAUUAAUAGUGGAAGAAGCUAAAAGGCAAGGAGUGGAACUUCUGGUUCUAGGGCAAAAGAAGAGAUCGAUGACAUGGAGAUUGAUAAUGAUGUGGGCAAGCAAUAAGGUGACAGGUGGAGGAGUUGUAGAAUAUUGCAUCCAAAAUGCUGAUUGUAUGGCCAUUGCAGUUAGAAGAAGGAGCAAAAAAGGUGGAGGCUAUUUGAUCACCACUAAGCGUCACAAAGAUUUCUGGCUCUUAGCUUAAUUAAUUAAUUUAAUUAAUGUCUAAUUAUUUUAUUUCUUUUCUUUUCUUUUUAUUAAUAUAUGUACACUUUUUUCCCUGGUCUUGAUGUCCUGUGGAUUGCUAUUUGUUUAUUUUUUAAUUUGUAAACAUUGCUUUUGUAAAUGAUAAAGUGUAAUAAUACAUGAAAAGGGCAUUGGGGUGUGAACUAAA
Messenger RNA from Jatropha curcas, 1054 nucleotides. The record is from RefSeq and is a predicted model, not a curated record. Lineage: Eukaryota; Viridiplantae; Streptophyta; Magnoliopsida; Malpighiales; Euphorbiaceae.